UGCUCUUUGGAGGAACGGUCCGACCUUUCUCGAGUAAACCCUCACUCUUGUAUCGCUUGGUUGAGAGGAGAAGGAACCCAAGAAAUCAAGGCACAAGGAAUCAAAACGACUCUUGAAAGCCUCAUAAUUUUGCUCUCAGCCAAAAGCAAUCACCAAUUCCCAGUGUCUGAACGAAUCAAGCCAAAGCAGAGAACACAAUCCAACUCAGCUCACAACAUCUAUAGUAUCUCAUCAUUUGUCUGCCAUAGAAACAUACAAACAAACAAACAAACUCCAACAAGAAGACCAGCUCAUUUAUUUUAUCAAGCAACAACAGUAAAUCAUCAUGUCAUUGUUAUCCUGCAACAGCCAGUCGGCCACGAUCUUUUUGGUCUUGUGUUUGGCCACGACAAGAAGCCAGGCAUUUUCCACGGGAAGGCCCCUGUCACUCCAGCCCCAAAAUGCUAGGCACUCCAUACCAGGGCGAGCUCCCGUGGAUGUCUUUUAUGUGGACGAAGAAAGUUCGGAAGAGCAACAACUGAUAACAGCCAGUCCGAUUGGAGAAGCCCUGGAGUCGUUUCAACUCAACAAGGAACUCAUUCUCGACCCAGACCAAGUCUACCAACAACAACAACAACAGCCAGUUCUCGUGGAUACCGAGACGGAAGAACUGAUACGACAGCAACAAGAGCUCUCUUCCGCUCUCUCGGAGCAUGACAUUCCACCAUUACCGACCAUGACAGACUUGAGAAAGUUUGCCUUGCCUUGCUUUGGUCUCUUGCUCAGUGGACCUCUGUUGUCAUUAGUCGACACAAUGUUUGUGGGUUUGGCCAGCACCACAUCGGUCGAACUGGCCGCCCUGGGACCCGCCACCACACUCUUUGAUUGUCUGACGUGGUUCCUUAGCUUUUUGAAUGUCGCCACCACCAAUCUCUACUCGAGUGCGCUCGCCAAGGGAUCCACCGAAGAGGCCGAAGGAGUCGUUCGGACGGGAUCUCGGGUCGGAUUGACCAUUGGACUCGGGAUCAUGACCAUUCUGAUUACCUUUUGCAAACCUAUCCUUGCUGGAUACAUGGGUCCCAAGGCAGCUGCCACUCCUGGAAUCCUUGCCGGUGCCAGUACCUAUUUGACGAUCCGUGCAUUGUCCAUGCCUUCCUUUCUCCUCUUGGGUGUCUUGCAAAGUGCACUAUUAGGAGCCAAGGACAGUGUCACUCCGCUCAAAGCCAUUGGGUAUUCGACAAUCGUAAACAUUGUCGGUGAUUGGUUCCUCGUCAAUCAGUUGGGCAUGGGGCUCAAGGGAGCCGCCAUUGCCACCACGGCCGCUCAGUGGGCCGCCACCAUUGCCUUGAUCAUUCCGGCUCGCAAGAAGCUCAUGGAAAGUGGCAAGCUCGGUCUUCUCAACUUGAAGCGAAAGAGUGCCAUCUCCGUCAAGCAGUUCCUCUCCUUCUCGGCUCCCGUCAUUCUACUCCUCGCUGGAAAGCUUGGCGUCUUUGGAUUCCUCACACAGGCGGCCGCUCGUGUUCCUGGAACCACCACUCCCUUGGCGUCCCAUCAAAUCAUCCUCAGUCUCUUUCUCUUUUUGUGCCCCUUUGUGGAAGUCAUCAACCAGACUGCACAAACAUUCCUUCCACCCUUUUACGCACCCGUCAAGGACCAUGUCGCCAAGAUGAAGCAAAGUGAUGCUACCUACAAGCAAAAAGAUGAUCAAGUCGUUGGAAAGUGGAACGCAGCCUCCGACAAGGUUUGCAACACAUUCCUCAAGUCCUGUUUUGUCAUUGCCGCAACCGUCGCCACGGCGGGAGCGGUUGUGCCCAUGUCUUUGGGACACACUCUGACAGGCGAUGUGGCCGUGCAACAAGCAUUGCCCGCUCUGGCCAAGUUCUUGUGGUGGGCCACCUUUUUGAUGGGACCCAUGAGUGCCACUGAGGGAAUCCUGUUGGCUCGCAACAAGGCGUGGUUCUUGGCUAUCAUGUACAUGGUUAGCACUGCCGUCUUUCCUACAGCCCUCUUUACCUUUGGCACUGGAAGCAUUGCCGGUGUGUGGACUUGCUUCUGCCUCUUCCAGGCAUACCGCGCCACCCUUCAGACCAUUCGUGUUACCGGCGUCACACCCAAGAAGAUUCUGAACAAGACGGCUCAAGUCCUCUCGGCACCCUUUGUGCGUCGUCAUCAUGGUCUCGCAGUUUAAGCAGAGAAGCAAGCAGGCGCAGAGGACGAACCAUCAGCUGAGGUCUUGUACAUAGAUUAGUUGACUGGCCGCAUUGGCUAACAAUCCCUGGGUUUGUGGAUUGCUAGGAAUGAUAAGGGUGCAUCGCGGGACCUCGCGGUGUCCCAACCGGUUUCGAGAGCGAACCAAAAGAGAACGAGAUUUGUGAAACGAUCAGGGAAAGAAAGAAGAGCGGAAUCCAUGUGAAAUGGUUUCACUCUUAUUAGAAGUACCACUCUUUGGGAGAAGAUAUUCUAUUUCAGCAGCGUCGGGAACAACAGAAUGGAACGCUUCUAUGAUUUUUUGAUAUGGCUAUGUAUUGUUUUUCUUUACUACUGUACCUCCUUAAUCGUAACUAAGGGCACUGUCUACCGAAGCUACUAAAGGCGCUCUUAAACC
This is a messenger RNA of Seminavis robusta, 2584 nucleotides long. The record is from the annotation of a GenBank genome assembly. Lineage: Eukaryota; Bacillariophyta; Bacillariophyceae; Naviculales; Naviculaceae.